Daldinia decipiens is the source of this 1408-nucleotide messenger RNA. RefSeq lists its product as uncharacterized. The record is from RefSeq and is a predicted model, not a curated record. Lineage: Eukaryota; Fungi; Ascomycota; Sordariomycetes; Xylariales; Hypoxylaceae. The coding region runs from base 276 to 1124 and encodes 282 amino acids. The transcript is spliced from 2 exons.
GCAAAGAGAAGAGACAUUUACCGGUGUUCUGGAAAAUGGCGGCUAAGCACGUGGCAGUACUCUGCGCGUCGUAGCCGCGAGGCUUAACUUCGGCCGGGAGGUCCUAUGAUAGGAAAUCGGGAUGGCGUAGUAGGUGGAUUCCUUCUCUUAUUCUUCCUUCUUCUUCAUUCUCUGCCGGAGUGGGUGAAGCAAGAGAGAAAUUCUUCUUCGUGAUGUAAAUUGAGCGAUCCGUCUUUCUCUACGGCACGUUCCUUCAACCAACACGAGAAAAGGUGAUGCCGGAGGCCUUCUCUAGGAUAGCCCUUCAGAACCCUAUAAGUUUCUCGAAGACACCCGCCGACAUGGCACUAUUGCAAGAUGUCAAGACAGACGCUAGAAUCAUCCAAGCUCGCCCUAGUACAGAUUGCUCUCGAGUUCUCUUCGGUACCAACAAUAACAACUCGAAAGUAUUUUCAGAGUCCAACACUAGCUCCAACAUGAGUCACUCAGAGGGCCAGGCAUGCACAUUUGCAGAUAUUGCAGUAUCGUAUCGGGUCUACAUUCUCGACGACCUCCUUGCAGAACCGCAAGAGAUUGUCCAUGAUUGGAGCCGGAACCUUUUAUACAUCAGUCAACGACAUCGGCAGGGCCAUAGUUUUGCGCCUAUUGAGAUGUCUAACGAAAUUUUUAUUUUCGACAUUUCAAUUGGUGACAUUAUCGGUUCAAUCGAUAUUACCCCGUAUACCGGGCCACACUGCAUGGAGCUAGAUGCGUCAUGUAGCUAUAUCCAUGCUUACGUCAACGGAGGGACUAUUUGGAUCGAUCUCGAGUCUAGAAUAGUCACUAACUUCGAACCGACGCAGACCAGGAGGCGCGGAGAGAGGACCACCGAAGACUUUAUUGCUGAAGUUGAUCUCAGGUCCGGUAAGAUGCGACAGAGGAUCAACGUUCCAGAAAGCGACAGAAACUCUAGCGAUGGGCAACAUGUCACCUUCUCUACCCCGGCAAUUCGGUUCGCAAGUCGGUCAUCAAGUAGUAGACUACCUGUUAUAGAUGUUUCGAACGAUCAUGUUGUCAAUGCUAUUAAAACUAAGUUCCCGGUGAAAGCGAUCUACGUCACAUCGAGGAACAUUAUGCUAGUUUGAGGGAAUACAUAAAACAUAUUCAUGCCAGAAAUGAACACCUGCCGAAACUAUGAUGGAAAAUAGGAGCUGGAAUUAGAGCUAGGAUCAGGAGUUAGGAGCUAUAGAUUUAGUCUAUGCUGAUAUGGAGAGAUGGAGUUUUUCAAUGAUUUGUAAUAGACUGCUUAAAGUAUAACUACAGCAAUGUAACGUUUUCCUUCUGUAUCUUAACUACGUGUUUUGAAUAGUUGUAUAUGAGUAAUGCUGCCUGUUUUAGGUCUAUUAAGAUAAUUAUAACAGGCCAUGAC